Messenger RNA from Ostrinia furnacalis (Asian corn borer), 3888 nucleotides. RefSeq names its product Regulator of eph expression (gene Reph). Lineage: Eukaryota; Metazoa; Arthropoda; Insecta; Lepidoptera; Crambidae. The coding region runs from base 426 to 1166 and encodes 246 amino acids. The transcript is spliced from 8 exons. The record is from RefSeq and is a predicted model, not a curated record.
UGUUUUGUCCAAUCGCGACCGAUCUCUGCGUGUUCCGGUUCUUUGUCAUCAAUGGGUCGCCGGGCGAGUCCGUUUCGAGUGCCUCUCGAGAACGUUUUACGCGAAUUUUGAAAGGAAUAUCGACGCAGAAGUCGCGGCGAGCGUCCGUGCCGUGAAUCGUGUGUCGUUCCGAUCGACAACCCGCGGAGGAAACGGAGAAUUCGGCGCGUUCGGAGUUACGCCGUUUCGGAUCCGUGCGCGGCGGCACUUCAGCUGACUGCGUCGUACGCAAGGCUACUCGUAACCAAACCAGUAGUAGUCCGGCGCUCGAGGCAGGCGGUCGUGCCGGCUCGCGGAAGAUGCGCCGGGAAGCGGCCCCAUAGCCCCAGCCCCCAGGCGGCCCGCGCCGCGCCGAGCGGGUCGAGCGGCCGAGCCGACGCUCAAUAAUGCUCAAGUUUCUGACUCACAAGCUGCGGACGCAUUCGUUGAAUGAAGACAACGUUUCCGAGAAGGUGGAGGAGCGCGACUCCGGCACCGAGUCCGACGACGAGGCCGAGCGCGCCGGCUCCGGUGAUUUUUGUACGGACGUCAUCAUGAAGUGGAAUGACGUCACCGAUAUCAGCAUGGGCGGUGAGGCGUGCGCGUGCGCGCCGGCGCCGCCGCGGCUGCUGCCCGAGCCGGAGCCGGACCACCUCUACGACCACCACUCCUCCGAGGAAGAGCUAGAGGUGAUCAACGGCACGCCGAGCGGCGCGUGCGGCGGCGGGCGCGAGGCGGCGGGCGCGGGCGCGAGCGAGUCCCGCCGCCGCGGCGCGUCCUCGCCGCCGCCCGCCGCGCCCGAGAAGCGCAAGUGGCCCGCGCAGCCCUACGACGCCGACGACCUGGCGGCCAGGCCUCCCUCCUCCGACGACGACGACACGAAGGUGGAAACUCCGGUGCGAUUCCGCACGUCGCCGCCGCUGGAGGCGCUGAAGCCGCGGCGCGCGGGCGCGUGCGUGUGCGCGGGCGAGCGCGAGCGCGCGCCGCCCUCCCCGCGCCGCCGCCGCAUGCCGCUGCCGCCGCCGCGCCGGCACCGCCCUGCGCUCGACUUUGACAAGAUGCAGCAGCUGAAGGUGGGCGGCGGCGGCGUGCGGUCGUGGCGCGGCGUGGGCGGCGCGGGCGGCGAGCUGUCCGUGUUCUGCUGGUGAUGGCGCCCGCCCUGACGCGCCCGCGCACAGUUUGUGUAGGCGAGGGCGCGGCACCCGGGAGCUACAGUACUUACGUCCGCUUCAUUCGCGUCGCGCAGGCGCCCGGCGGGCCGCUUGGGCCCGCGGGCCCGCAGCAGGCCCCGCCCGGGCCCGCGCCGGCGGCGGCCGACCCCACACGAGCAUUGUUGAUGUCUACUGUGUAUUUCUUCGUCUGUACCCGAUCACCCGUCAGUGCAGUCGACUCGAACGUAUCCCUCCGCGCGUCCGCCGAGAUCGCGAGCGAACGCGCAACAACGUUCCGGCUCUCACCCGUCGGUCCCGAUCAGCUCACGGUUCCCGCAACGUUUCGACCGAAACUUGCGAGUUUUAUAAUCGGUUCGUCGUCGCGAGUUCGACUUGUAUCUAUGAUCAUAUCAGAUUUCGUGCCGCAUGUUUUUAGUUUCCCCGUCCUCUCGCCCGGGCGCGGAUGCAGCGGACGCCGGCCCGGGCCGGUUCCCUUGCGCCCGGUUGUUUGACCCUCCCGUUUCCUUCGCGAUUGCACUCGAUGAUCAUCAAAGUACAAACUGGAAGUUUUAUAGUAUUGGACGAGUGCGACCGCUCGUGGGGCGGCGACGAGUUUUAUUCUCACAGUGUGUAGUUUUUGGAUAUAUUUACUCCGGUGUUAAUCACUGUUACUUAAUUAUAAAUCGGGACGAUAUUGACGAGACAGAAACCAUAGACCGGGACUCUCUCCCGCUCGGACUCGAUGUUUUAACACGUGAGGAGGCCACACGAUGCAGCAUCGACGAACCCAUAUCACAGCUGAAUUGUAUUUUGUACGAGGCCAUUGCUAGAUUGUACCCAAAAUAGUUUAUUGUAUUGUGAUAUAGUACAGUUCUGUUGUUUUAAAGUAUGCGCUUUGGAGUCAUUUGAGUUGCGGGAAUAAAUCUGAUUAUUUUAUAAUCCUGUUUAUAAUAGUAAACUUUAUAACUAAGCGAUUAAAGUUAGUAUUUGAUUGAUUAGGUAAGCACGGUUACCACUUUCUGACAUGUAAAGUUUUCGAGAAAAGAGAUGUCAUUUCAGCGACCAUUUUAUACAUAAAAACUGUCAUUUCACUCUGUCAUUAUUAGAAAUGUGACGCGACUGGAUUAGAAGGGUGGAUUAGGCUACAUCGAUAAGGCUUCUUAAAAUUCAAAUGGCACAAAAGCACAUAUUUUGAAAAGCAGUGAAAGUACGGACGUUGUCAAAAGUGAAGACGACUCAAGCAAACGCGGCGGCGCUUGCUUCAGUAUUAGAGGCGCGCUCCUCAAGUUUUGAUCUCGAAUUGCGACUGACACGCUUGGUGUUUGUGUUAAACGGAUGACCGCGUAGUGGGCUAAUGCAACCGGGCUCGACACUUGUUGCCCGCAUAUUAACACACACUCGGGAUUCUGCCACAAAAAUAUUUAACUUUAUUUAAAAACACUGCAGUAAUGUCGGUCACUGGACCAGAAAUAUCUGUAAUAAAUUACAGCACCACCGUAUCCUCAUAAAAUUGCUAAAUCUUGAAACACUCCUUUUUGCAGCAGAGUAAGAACUUACUGUCAACAUAAAUAUUUAAUUCAUGUUGCACUAUCUUUGCCAUCAUAGAAAAAUCCUGAAGAAUAGUGAUUUCGUAUACACUAUUGAGUUUCAUAUGAGGGCAGCAUAUUAAAGAGUCCAGACUGCUAGAGAAAAGUUGCAUUGUCCUUUAGUUUGUCGUUUUAUAAAAUUUACAUUAUCCUCUUUUAACAUAAAUACCCAAGCCACAUUACGUGAUUCCAUCAUAGAUUAACGUUGUUUUACCAUUAAAGUGUCAAUUGAUAUGAAGACGAUCUCGUCUCGUACAAGAGUAUCGGUUGUACCCUAGUGUUACUUAUGUUAGUAGUUGUUUAGCGGGGCUAAUGUUUUGUUACUCGUAUUGUGUUAUGGAACGAAACAACAUAAUAAAAUGUGGUGCGAGUGGAUUCCGUGAGUUAAACUAUAAAGACAUUUAACAAAUUUUCAAAUUAAUAUGAUAAAAGUACUAAGGACUUUUUUAAAAUCGCUUGGAUAAAGAUUGUAUGUACAUAGUGUUAAGUUAGUAGAGUUAAGAGCAGACUUAGAUGUAGUAGGUAUAUAUAACAAAUUGUAAGGCGCGCGGCGCCGGAUCUAUUGUUAACAUUUUCUCUUUUAAUUGUGUUAUUUUCAUAUUAUUUCUGCUAAAGUUUCGUUACUGACAUUUUAUUGUUAUCGUCUCAGUAGCGCGCCGCGGGGAGGCAAUGUGAAGUCGACACUCUUACUUAUAUCUCAGUUACCUAAAAAGGAAACUCGCGAUUUUACCAGCUUUACAACGCAUUCGAAUCCCAUUAAAUAGACACAGAACAAUCCAUCUAAAUGUGGAUCUUUAAUUUGUAGUUUGUUGCUGUCCAAAGUGUUUUCUCUUGUCACAGUACACGAUAUGGUUUUGCACGCAAUAUUUCGUACAUGUAGUAACAUCACAUGGGAAAUAUCUAUCUCUUGUCAACAAUGGGCACCGUAUUAAUAAAUUGUGGAAUACUGGGACAUAAUGUAGUAAGUUUUGUAUCGAGUGUCGACCGAACAGUGAAGGUAUAAGAACGUUUGCGAAGGCCCGCGGCGCCGCACAGUGUCAACAAUCAGUGGUGAUAUUAUAUGAAUAAUUUAUAUUAUGUUUUUAUAUAUUGAUUAACAAGCGUAAUAAAGAGUGAGCAAUGGCACAUCUGAA